AUGUAUGGAUCUCUUUGUAUAUCGUUUUUUCUAUGUUUAUUAUUAUUAUUAUUUGAUAAAAAUUAUUGUCAAUUUGAAUGGAUUACGUAUGAUAAAAUAGAUGAAAUUAUGGAUAGAAUAAAUUCUGUUAAUCGUGAUAAUUGUUUUCAGAAACAACCAAAUGAACUUGUUUUACCUGAAGAAGCUGUUUAUCAAAAACCAUCUAUUGAAUUGCUUAGAAAUGAUAUUAUUAUGAAAAAUCGUACACAAUUAUUACAUGUAAGAAAUAUUGCUCAUCGAAAUGCUCUUUUAUAUAGUUAUUUAUUUCAACGUUUAUUCGAUUUUGAAGAACCCGGUCUUACAUAUAUACUUUUACAUAAUGCUGCUGAUGUAACUGCUGGUGGUAGUAUGAUAAAUGGUUCAGGAAUUUUUUUUGAUCAAGAUAAAUAUUAUCCACAUUGGUAUAAAAAUUUUUUUAAUAAAACAAUUCCAUUAUUUGGUCCAUAUGCAUGGCGAGCAGAUGAUUUCUAUGAUGCCUUUAAUUGGAAAAAUGAAUGGACAAAUCAUACGAUUCAACAAGAAGAUAUUGGUGCAGGUGGUAAUCAUCAAUAUACAUCACGAUAUAAUCGUGCUAAUGAAUGGUAUUAUAAAUGGUUACCAGAUUCAAUACAAGAUGAUCAAGAAAAAGAAGUUCAUCCUUACAAUGUUACAAUGUCGCCGUCUUUUGUGGCUAUUAACAACGAUGAUAAAAAAGAAAACAAUCAAGGAGAAAUAAAUGAUGAAAAAAAAAAUGAUACUGAUGAUGCAAAUAAAAAACGUAAACCUGUACAUACAGUUCAAUUAUUAUUGGCUGAAAGAAUGUAUAAACUUUAUGAUGUAACAGAAACUAUUGAAUUUUAUGGGCCACCACAUCCAGAAGAUCCACAAGGUCCAACUCUUUGGACACGUCCAUAUUUUGAUUGUGGUCGAUCAAAUAAAUGGAUAAUUAGUGCUGUUUCACCUAUUGUUGAUAUUUAUCCACGACAUACAACAUAUAGACAUUUUCAAUCUAUGCGUAAUUUAGCAGUUGCUGUAACUAAUAUUGAUUUUAUUAUGAUGGAUAUAAAUCAAUGUUCGGAAAUUAAUCAAAUAAAUAGAAAAUUAAAUUUAUUUGCUGGAACAAAUAAAUGUAAACCAACAACACGUUGUGAACCAUUAUUUGGUUUUGGAUUUCGACGUGGUGGUUAUCAAUGUCUUUGUCAACCUGGUUUUCGUUAUCCACCAUAUCAAGAUGGACCUUUUAAAGGUUAUAUUAUUGAAAAAGCUACACAAGAAGAAUAUGCUAAUAAUUUUGAUUGUCUUAAAGUUGAAUUAUAUCAACAAUAUCCAAAAUAUUUCUAUCAAUCAAAUAUUGAAUUAUUUGCUGGUCGUAAACGUCGUUCGAAUGAUGAUCUAUCAAAUAGAUCGAUUUAUAAUAAUCUAAGUAAAAAUUUUAUUCUACCACUAUUGAUUGAUUCUGUAUCAAAAGUAAAUAUAAUAGCUACAUUAUUAACAUCAUCAUCAUCUUUAUUUAAAUCAUCUAUUCAUCGAAUUGCGUCAUUUUCUAGUAAAAUUUUCAUUGGUUUUGUUAAUAAUAAACAUGAAGAUCAUAUAAAAAAACAUCGUGCAAAACGUUUUGCCUAUGAAUAUUCAACACGUGUUGCAUCGAUAAUGAAACAUUAUGAUUAUCUUAAUUAUAAUCCACAUAUAUGUGAAUUCAUGACUGAAGAGGAAUUAUCAAUGCCAGGUGAUGUUUUAUAUGAUGUUGAUAUUCAAUUUGAAUCUCAAGCACGUUUAGCAUUAACAUUAUCACAUUUUCUAUCAAGUUUUUAUCAAAUUGUUAAUCCAGCUGAAGAUUUUCCAUUACGUAAAGCUGAACUUGAUUUAACUGACGAACAAUUAAUUGGUGAAGUCUUAGCUGCAGCUGGUAGUGAUUAUAAAGUUGUUGGUAUUGGAAUUUUUUUUGAUCGUGGAAAAUUUCGAAAUUAUCGUUUACCUUAUUUUGGACCGUAUGCUUUUCGAAUGGAAAAUGAUAUUAGUCAAAACUAUACUGUUAUUGAUUGGGCAGGAUUACCUGAUGGUUAUGAAAACGAAAUUUGGUUUCGAACAAUGAAAACUCGAUGGGCAACAAAUGCUGAUCGUUCAGAAUUAACUGAGUAUUGGCUUAAAUUAUUUAUUCGAGCAGAUUAUGCUGGUAAUGCAUUAGUUCAUCAUGAAUCUGGUUUUCCACUUUAUUUUCAUGCACCAGAAUUAAAACAUGGUCAAUGGUUUCCACCAACAUUUCAAUGUAGUAGAAAUUAUGCAUUACCACGUCAAUGGAUUGUUACUUAUGCUGUACCUUUUUUUGGUCUUGAUGUACUUGGAAUUAAUCUUGAAUUUAAAGGUGUAAUACGAAUUGAUACUUAUUUGAGGUAUUUGGAUAUAAAUCAAUGUUCACUGCCUCAUUAUAUACCGAAUGCAUUUAAAGGCAGUGAUCGUUGUGAUUAUCAAAGUACAAUAUGUGAACCAAUAUUUGGUCGUGGUUUUCGUUUAGGUAAAUAUAAAUGUCGUUGUCGACCUGGUUAUGAAUAUCCAUUUAUUGAUCAAAAUGAUUUUUUUAAUGGCGAUGUUAUGGAUAUACAAUGGAAUAUAUUAAUGAGUAAUAAUUCGCGUAUGUCAAGUUUUGAUCAACUUAAAUGUCGUUUAGCUAUUGCUAAUUCAAUCAGACCAAUCAGUUUUAUUCUUCUAGUAUCAAUUUGUGUUUUGUUUAUUAAUGGCAAAUUCUACUGA
Rotaria sordida is the source of this 2766-nucleotide messenger RNA. NCBI's taxonomy places the organism in Eukaryota, Metazoa, Rotifera, Eurotatoria, Philodinida, Philodinidae. The record is from the annotation of a GenBank genome assembly.